CCCCUUUUAGUAAUUUCAGAGACACUUGUCCGUUUUCAAUAAAAGUUUCUAAAGAUAAAGAUGAUAAGAGUUGAAAGAUUUGAUCAUUCUCCACCGUUUAGUUCGAACACCAGCUAGUCAACUGUGUAAGCUUCACCGUCUCUAAAUCGGCAAAAGUGUUUUUCUGUUAAAGAAGAAAAUGGCAGCAUCAACAGGAGGUAAAGCCAAGUACAUAAUCGGUGCUCUCAUCGGCUCUUUCGGAAUCUCAUACCUCUUUGACAAACUUAUCUCUGAUAAUAAGAUCUUUGGAGGCAAUACUCCAGGAACAGUCUCCAACAAGGAAUGGUGGAAGGCGACAGAUGAGAAGUUCCAAGCUUGGCCAAGAACCGCUGGCCCUCCCGUCGUCAUGAAUCCCAUCAGCCGUCAGAAUUUCAUCGUCAAGUCUCGUCCAGAAUAAAAGGAAAGAUCAAUGCUUUCUUUGGGUUGUAAGCGUAAGAUGAAUGAGAAUAAUGAUAUGAUGUUUCUAAACCAAACCGAACUUGUACUAAAUAAUGUCACAACACCGUUUGUGGAACCAAACUCCACUGUCUA
This is a messenger RNA of Raphanus sativus (radish), 570 nucleotides long. RefSeq lists its product as uncharacterized. The record is from RefSeq and is a predicted model, not a curated record. The transcript is spliced from 3 exons. Lineage: Eukaryota; Viridiplantae; Streptophyta; Magnoliopsida; Brassicales; Brassicaceae. Bases 179 to 436 code for a protein of 85 amino acids.